UACAUUGUCGACGUCUAUGUGCCGUCGCAGUCGCUCGCCGCCUUGUCAACAGCACCGACGCCGCGCUCUCGCUCGUCGUUCGGUCGGCCGGCUUUUCUCUCGGCGCCGUCCAUCGCGCUGCGAGACCUGACGCUCAAGGUUCCAGGCUCCGGAUCGAUCCAGUUCAAUGUCCUCGACACCACCGUGGCGUCACGAGCCGAGCUCUCGAUCUCGGGCUCCGGCGACGUUGCGCUGCUUGGGAGCACUCUCCGCAUGGACACCAUCAUGUCGUCCGUAAGCGGUUCGGGCUCGGCGUACGUCGGCGCGUCGUCCAUCGUGAACGCGACGACCGUCUCCACGUCCAUCUCGGGCUCCGGCGCCAUCAACUUUUAUAGAGCUGGAUUCUGCGCCACUCAAGACAUUUCGAUCUCGGGCUCCGGCCAAGUGAACGCCGGGGCGAUGGCGUGCGACGUCAACUCCGUGAGCAUCUCGGGCAGCGGCAAGGUCUACGCGCACGCCCUCAAGUCCUUGAAAGCCUCCACGUCUGGGUCAGGUGACAUUUACGCCGUUGCACCGUUGCCGGCGACGGUCACGGGCUCAAUCUCGACGGUGACGACGCCGCCCGUCUCGACCUUUGAGCUCCAGAGCCUCCCGGCGUACGAGCCGUCGAGUGUUUUCCAAUUUGGUUUGUUCUGGAGCGUCCUCAUCCUGCUUGUGAUCACGGCGCUUGCGACCUUUUGCAUCCGCAAGUGCUGCAAAGCAGGCUGUUGCUGCUGCUGCCGCCGCCGCCCGCCGCCGCCGACGCCAGCCACGAGCAUCCCGAUCGUUGUUGUGGAUGAUCCCGCGAAUGCGCACUACAACGCCGCGAUGACGCCGGUUCAAGCCCACGCAGCCAAGCAAGUGUAG
Molecule: messenger RNA, 885 nt
Organism: Saprolegnia parasitica CBS 223.65
Lineage: Eukaryota; Oomycota; Saprolegniomycetes; Saprolegniales; Saprolegniaceae
Exons: 2
Source: RefSeq, a predicted model, not a curated record